UAUAUAAGUUUAAGUAUCUACUUGUGCACAUCCAAAAUUAGAGUACAUAGACGUCUGUUAAGGCCAAGUUAAAGGGCAUAUUUAUAUAUUAUGCCGAAUAAUUUUUUGUUAAAAAAAGAACAUUUUUAUGCAACAUAUAGUAAGAUCAUACUUAUUUUGUACUGCUGAAUCACAUAUGUGUCAUUAGUUGACUUGAGCACAAAGAGGAACAUUGAAUACUUUGGUACAUAUUAUUCUUGUUUGCAUAUUGUCUCUCAAUGGAUGCAUUGGCUGAAACAGGAGCUGCUGCUGCUGCUGCUUCUUCUUCUUCUUUGUGGCCAUGCACUUAUGAUGUUUUCUUAAGUUUUAGAGGAGAGGAUGUUCGGAAGAAUUUCAUCGAUCAUCUAUAUACAGCAUUACAGCAAAGAGGAAUUCACACUUUCAAAGAUGAUGAGAAACUUGAAAGAGGAAAAUCUAUUUCAUCCUCACUUUUCAAAGCUAUCGAAGAGUCGAUGAUUUCCAUCAUUAUAUUCUCAUUAAACUAUGCUGCUUCUUCAUGGUGUCUAGAUGAGCUUGUAAAGAUCAUUGAAUGCAUGAAACUUAGGGGACAGAUUGUUCUUCCUGUCUUCUAUGACGUGGAUCCAUCUGUCAUAAGAAAACAAAAAGCAAACAUUGGUGAAUUCUUCGCUAAACAUGAGUUAGAUUUCAAAGAUGAUGAAGAAAGGGUGAAGAAAUGGAGGAUAGCUAUGAUGGAAGCAGCAAAUGUAUCUGGUUGGGAUUUGGGGAAUAUUGCUAACGGUUUUGAUAUCAGGUACGAAUCGCAAUGUAUCCAGAAAAUUGUAGAAUGUGUCAUGGAUGUAUUAGGUCAUACUGCUUGUGAUGCUACUGAAAAUCUUGUUGGAAUACGGUCCAGAAUGGGGACGGUGUAUUCCUUGUUGAAUCUGGAGUCUGAUAAAGUUCAAUUCGUUGGAAUCUGGGGAAUGAGCGGAAUUGGAAAAACAACUAUUGCAAGAUCCGUCUACGACAAGAUUUUCCGUUACUUCCAAGGUGCUACUUUCCUUCAUGAAGUUGCAGAAAAUUCAGCCAAACAUGGUAUCCAACAUUUGCAGCAGAUACUUCUUUCUGAACUACUUCUGUUAAAAGAUGUAAGAAUAAACAACAUAUUUGAAGGAACCAGCUUGGUAAGACGACGACUAAAUGGGAAAAGGGUCUUAAUUGUUCUUGAUGAUGUCAAUCAUGGAAACCAACUAGAUGCCCUAGCUAAAAGCCAUGAUUGGUUUGGUGCAGGCAGUAUAAUCAUCAUAACAACAAAGGAUAAGCACUUGCUUCGUCAAUAUAACGUGGACAAAAUGUAUAAAGUGAGUCUGUUAAACACUGAUGAAAGUAUUGAACUCCUUAGUUCGUAUGCAUUCCAGAAACGCCAUCCCAAAAGUGAAUACAGAGAGAUCAUAGCUGAAGUUGUUCAUUAUGCUGGUGGUCUUCCAUUAGCUCUUAAAGUUUUAGGUUCCUCUCUGUAUGGCGGAGGCAUGAUUGAGUGGAGAGAAACAGUGGAUAGACUAAAGCAAAUUCCAGAAGGCGAAAUUGUAGAAAAACUCAAAGUAAGUUUUAAUACACUAAGUGAGGUUGAUCAAAAGAUAUUCUUAGAUAUUGCAUGUUUCUUUAAAGGGAAGAAGAAAGAUUCCGUAAUUAGAAUCCUUCGCAGUUUCAGUUUUACUCCUGUCAUUGGCAUAAGGAAUCUCAUCGAAAAAUCUCUUAUAACUGUUUCAAAAGGGCGGAUUAUGCUGCAUCAGUUGAUCCAAGAGAUGGGUUGGCAUAUUGUUCGCAAAGAAGCUUCAAACAAUAUUGGCAAGUAUACUAGGCUCUGGUCUCCCGAUGAUAUUUUUUAUGUACUAUCUGAAAGUACGGUAAGUAUAUACUGCAGCACUUAAUGGUUGUUCGGGUGAAUGAAAAAUACUUAUUUCCCUAAUGUUA
This is a messenger RNA of Solanum dulcamara, 1950 nucleotides long. RefSeq names its product disease resistance protein Roq1-like. The transcript has 2 exons. The coding region runs from base 258 to 1907 and encodes 549 amino acids. Lineage: Eukaryota; Viridiplantae; Streptophyta; Magnoliopsida; Solanales; Solanaceae. Gene Ontology annotation, molecular function: ADP binding. The record is from RefSeq and is a predicted model, not a curated record. Gene Ontology annotation, biological process: defense response; signal transduction.